AUGCUUGUAAAGAACUUAUUACCUAUAAUAAGCUUGUAUAACCUCUCUAGUAAUAGACCUCGAAAGAAGACCCCCAUCGUGAAGCCCACCCGGCGCGCUGGCACUCGAAGUAGCGCACGACUGCAACAUAUCCAACCACCUCCCACCCCUCUUGCACCCACUUCUCGGCCGGCCCGCACCAAAUGGAAGCGCCCACAAGAAGACUCUGAAGCCGAAGCCGACGAGCCAGAAGGCGUGCGCCCUUCAGAAGAGCCCAAAGAACUCUCUCCCUCCUUCUUUGCAGCCACGUAUCAAAUGUAUUUUCCAUUUCUCACCAGCGAGGUGAAGUGCGGAGACGGCGAACUCGAUGUUGCUGAUCGACAGAAUGCUUACGCUCAGUCUGUCAUCUUACGCUGUCUGCACUCACUUUUCCAGCUAGUUGACCGAGAGAAUGAACUGCAUCGGGAGAUUAAUGGCUUUUUAAUAUCUCAUAACGACGAGGAUGUGAGAAUCUGGGGCCACUACGUCGUUAUUGAUGGAAAAGAUGUCAAGUUUUACCGGCAUUUGAUCUCGAAGUUUAUUUUCGCGCUAUCUGGGGAAGGGGAUCAGAGGUGGAAAGCCUACAAGUUCGUCAGAAAUGUUUACGACUUGUGGCUUCCCAAGCACUUUGAGAGAAUAUGCUUCGUCAUCGACAUGCUACCGGCUGAUUUGAACUCUGAUGUCUCCGAGCAGGAUCUGGCCUCUUCACGCUUAGGACUGUCCCAACAACUUGAAGAUUACAGCUUCGUCGAUGAAGGAAUAAUACCGAAUAGCCGUAAAUCAUCGCCACAAAGGGGUUUAUUCAGCAAAUUCUCAACACUUUUGAAGUCUAAGUGUUGCAGCGCUGCCUUGGAUCGUUCCCAUAAGCCUCUCUGGAUGAAAGAGGACAAGCGCCGCCUCGAAUCGGCAGUCCUUUAA
Trematosphaeria pertusa is the source of this 936-nucleotide messenger RNA. RefSeq lists its product as uncharacterized. Bases 1 to 936 code for a protein of 311 amino acids. The record is from RefSeq and is a predicted model, not a curated record. NCBI's taxonomy places the organism in Eukaryota, Fungi, Ascomycota, Dothideomycetes, Pleosporales, Trematosphaeriaceae. The transcript is spliced from 5 exons.